AUGAGACGUAACAAGGCUGUCGUCGAAGACCUCCUAGCCGACAUCCCUGGUGUUGUCACAGUCCAGUCCUCUCCAUCACGAUCCCAACCCAAACCAAAGCAAAAAAUGGUGAAGAGGGCCAAGGAAAAAGCCUCUUUCACCCAAGUUGAGUAUAAAGAUACAGUUUCAAUCUCAAAGGCCCCAGUUAUCACAAUUGAGGACAAGCCAGCCAGAGUGGGUGACAGUGCUAUCGACAACAUCGAAGUCGUUGUCGCCCUCUCCACUGCACUACUCUUUCCAACUGACCUCAACCAUAUGGCCGAGGUCAGCGAAUAUGAGAAUUUCGCUCUGAUGAUGCAGCACUCCGUAUUGACAAUCCAGCACGCCUACACCUUCGCAAUGAAGGCUGAGGAGUUAAAGAAGGAAUUGGUCCAUAAGACCAAGGAAGCUGCUGGCUUGCUUAAAUCUUUAAACAACGCCGAGGACAAGAUGAAAGUCCUGCUAGAUCAGGCCAAGGCAGCUAAACAAGCCCAAGAUCAAGCUGAGGAAAAGACAGGUGCUGCCGAGGCUGUUGCUGAGGUUCUCAAGGCUGAAAUAAAAGAGGCUGAAGCAAAAACUGCCAAAGCCCAAGCAAAGCUCCGAAGGGCCUUGGCCACAAAAGAGGCCGAAAUCAAAGCGGCGGACGAAAAGGCUUAUGCCGAGGGGGCAGCCGACGUCUGUGAGGAGUACAAAAAACAAGCUGCUCUGAAGGAGUUGGCUAUCCCCGAGGAUUCUCCUCUUUAUGAUGAAGGCCAACUUGCAGUGCCAUUCCCUCAUGCUUCAAGCCAGUCUGAGGCUAAGGUUGGGGGGAAAGAAGGAGAAGAAGAAGAUGAAGAAGAAGAAAAAGACGAAGAAGCCGAGGUGGCAGUCAAUGCUGAGGGUUCUACUGGGGCUAAGUCCCCCACUCUGAAUGAGCAAGUUCUAGACUUGACUCAGGAUGAAGAUGACGAGGUCUUAAAAAGUGCCUCUCCUAAGAAGACUAUAUCCGAGGUGCCAAUCAUCGAGAAGAGCCUCUAUCAAACUUUGUAA
Camellia sinensis is the source of this 1047-nucleotide messenger RNA. Lineage: Eukaryota; Viridiplantae; Streptophyta; Magnoliopsida; Ericales; Theaceae. The record is from RefSeq and is a predicted model, not a curated record.